This is a messenger RNA of Haliotis rufescens (red abalone), 1339 nucleotides long. RefSeq names its product protein rolling stone-like. Bases 419 to 1339 code for a protein of 306 amino acids. Gene Ontology annotation, cellular component: membrane. The record is from RefSeq and is a predicted model, not a curated record. The transcript has 6 exons. Lineage: Eukaryota; Metazoa; Mollusca; Gastropoda; Lepetellida; Haliotidae.
GCAGCUCCCAGCUCUUAUCCAGUGCUUCAGUCAGGCGCCUUCUCUGAGUCUCUGGGAGUAUAUAACAUGCCAUCAGCAUCUCCCGGCACCAGUCGGGUUGAAGCAAUGUAUACGUGACAUUGACCGCCCAUGAAUGAAAUAUCGCACUCAGGCGUACAACUCGUAGUGGAAACGUGCGUAUGGAUAUUGGAUGUGUUGAUGUAGCUCUGACUCCGGAUUAAUGUUUAGAAACUGCGAGUGUUUGUUUGUAGUGUUUUGAAAUAGAUCUCGGAGGACGAAAUUAAAUAACCUUCACUGUGGAUAAAACGUUCCCUAUCAGGCAGAUGGUAGAAGACAGAGAAUUUGUCAGUUCGGUCAAGUGGUUGUACUCUCCUUACAUUCGCCAAAUCUAUUUGGUUAAUGUAUGUGAUACACAUUGAUGUUUGUCAUGGACAUCAAGAGUGAAUUCCGGGUUUGCAACUUUGGUCUGAACCACAAUGAACCUCAAAGAUUUGUCACAUCACAGUGGGGCCACCCUCGUCUCUACCUGUCCUGGAGGAUAUUCUGGGCUCUGUUUCAUACAUCGUGGCUGGUCAUUAGCAUGGUGUCUUCGACCAAAGUGACGUCAUCACCGCUAGGUGGCGCUGUGUGGUUCAUCUACCUCACGAACUGGACCUACCUCCUGCUGACCACGAGUACUGUCCUGGACGCAGUCACCGUGGUGUUCGUCAGGAUCAACAGACAGGAAAUUAUACAUGGUUUCACGUCACAUCUACCCUGGCACCUGAAAACAUCAUGGCUCCUCAACAGUGUCGUCACUGAAGGGAGUUUACACAUUAGCGCCAUCUACUGGAUCUUCAUUUUCAAGGAUCAAAGUCUGACACUACUGAGAUUCAUCCUCCACGGUAUGAACUCCAUCUACGUCUUGUCCAACCUCUUCAUAACCGCCAUGCCAGUACGUGUGUAUCACGUGAUCUACCCAGUUAUCUAUGGCGUCAUCUACACAGUAUUCAGUGUCGUUUAUCACAUACUUGGUGGGACCAAUGAUAAGGGAGAAAGGUACAUCUACAAGAUUCUUGAUUGGUCCAACUUGAAGCGGACUCUACCUCUCGUGUUUCUGAGUACAUUUGUGGCUCUACCAUGUUUGUAUUUAGUUGUCUUCUUUAUACACAAACUGAGGGUAUACAUGCAUUCAAAAUGUCUGACAAACAGCGAGGAUACACGAUUUCUUGAUUCGUCGACUGAAAAAAGCGAUAGUGAAUGUGCACGUGUUUGGAGGUCUGUAUAUAAUCGAGUUACCUGUAUACAUACACGCCGCAAGACAGGAAGCAGUUGGGGAGAAAGCAGUAUAUGCCUUUGA